UGUAAAAACCAAAAAUGCGUGACCCAGCAAUUAAUCCGAAAAAUUUUGGGAUUGGGAUUCCCAACCCUGUUGGUCCUCCGAUCUUCAGAGCUUUAGAAAUCCCAAGACGACAGGAGAAUAUACCAGAACCCUGUUCUCUACUCACCUAUACUCCACUACCCUAUACUGGACCUGCUCUGCUCUCCACCAACCAGUGGCAACAGUUUAGAGAUGUAGCGACUGAUAGAGGGGAGAUUGAGCUUGAAGAGAAGAGAAGAAAAGAGGAGAAGGAGGAACUGAGAAGGAGGGCGCAGGAGAUUACUUUAGAAUGGAAUCAUACACAGGAAGCAGAAAGAAAACUGUUUGAUGAAAAACUGAAAAGACGAAAGGAUGAAAAAGAAGAAAAGUUAACCAGGAUAAGUGAAGAAGAAAACAGACUGAAGUUGGAGAGCGAAAAUAGAAUUUUAGAGGAUACAGAGAGAAAUUUGAGAUAUGAUACUCAAAGGUUUAAAGAACUUCAUCAAGCAAUGCUUCUUUCCUUAACAUUAAAAGAAAGGGAAGAAAUUGCAAAACUUCAAGAAGAAAAACUAAACUUUGAGAAGAAGAUGAGAGCAGAUGAAGAUAGAAGAUACCUGGAAAGAAUAGAAGAAGAGAAGAAGAUCCUUCAGGUAAAGAAGGAGGAGAGAAGAAGAUUUGAGAAAACCUGGGAGGAAAAAAGAGGACAACAAGUAGAGGAGAAGGAAAAACAGAAACAGGAGGAAAAACGAAAUUCGUACCUGGAGCUCCAAAGAUACAGGGAGGUUGCAACAUUAGAUGAAGAAAAAGUUCGAAAAAUGGAGGAACUGGAAAGGCUUGAUAGGGAGCAGAGGAUGGAGGAUAUUAAGGUCCGGAGGGUGGAGAUCAAGAGGCUGAAGGAUUUGGAGGAGAAGGAGGACAAAAUACGAUUACAGAAAGCUCAAAGAGAAAGAGAAGAUCAAGAGGAGAAACGUAAAAGGUUUGAUGCGAUUCAAGCAGAACGAAGAAGAAGAAUAAAUGAAAGACAAGAACAUGCAUUUAAAUACAGAUUGGCUAAAUACGGGGGAAGAGUUGAUAUAACUGAUGAAAUGAACCAGGAGAUAGUGGAUCAGCAAGAUAGAAAAUAUAUAAACCAAAAACAAGUGGAAACUGAAAAAUACAACCAACAGCUCCGGGUUUGUAUGAGAACUGAAGAGGUUACAUCAAUGGAACUGACUCUAUUCCGAGCUAUUGAGCUCAUACCGGUUACACUAGAUCAAACCAAACAAACUAUACCUGAGUCUGACCAGUGGUUUAAAAUUUUGUGUUUUGAAUUCCAGGAUCAAGGACCAUCCAAGGGAUAA
Eurytemora carolleeae is the source of this 1337-nucleotide messenger RNA. RefSeq names its product trichohyalin. The transcript is spliced from 12 exons. NCBI's taxonomy places the organism in Eukaryota, Metazoa, Arthropoda, Copepoda, Calanoida, Temoridae. Bases 15 to 1337 code for a protein of 440 amino acids. The record is from RefSeq and is a predicted model, not a curated record.